AUGGCGGAGCCGCUGAAGUACACUAGCGAAGGAGUUCCAAAGAACUGGAACGGAAAAGACUGGGGCAGUAUCACGAGAUCGUCGCUGACCUCGGCGGAGGCAGAGGACGACUUCGACGACAAGCAGUUGACGAUCAAGCAGAUCAUCGGGAUGUCGCUGCCAGCGGACAUCUUUCACCAAGUGCGCGACAAGACCACCGGGACGGACAUGUGGAAGACGCUUUGCGUGAUCUACGAGGGCCGGGCAAACAAGACGACCAUGGCUCAUCGCGCAGAGAGCAUCCGGCAUGAGCUGGGGAUGAUUAAGCUGUCACCGGGUGGAGAUCAGUUUGAUGAUGUCGCCAUGGUUGAGCUGAUGCUGAACAGCUUGCCGCACCAGUACAGAUUUGAGAGUCUGAAGAGUGGAGUGCGCUACAACAGCGCAGAUGACUUCAUCACGCCAGAGCGGACUCGCGAGCUGAUUCGUGUUGCGGACUCUCGUCAGAAGGCAUACCAGACCAAGAGCGGGACUGGACAACGCGGUAACCAGAAGAUUGGUGUGACUAGCGGGGCUGGCAGUAAGGUGAAAACUGGAAAUGGUGAGGACCAACAACUGGGUGGCAAAUUGAAGGACUCAAAGAAGAAAAGACCCAAGAAGUGCUUCAUUUGUGGGGGCACCGAGCACUUGAGGGCUGAGUGUCCUGAUCGAGUGGAGGGCAACCACGGGGGCGGAGCUAAUACUAAUGAGCAGUAG
This is a messenger RNA of Phytophthora sojae, 732 nucleotides long. RefSeq lists its product as hypothetical. The transcript is spliced from 3 exons. The record is from RefSeq and is a predicted model, not a curated record. The coding region runs from base 1 to 732 and encodes 243 amino acids. Gene Ontology annotation, molecular function: nucleic acid binding; zinc ion binding. Lineage: Eukaryota; Oomycota; Peronosporomycetes; Peronosporales; Peronosporaceae.